This is a messenger RNA of Gadus macrocephalus (Pacific cod), 1550 nucleotides long. RefSeq names its product kelch domain containing 3 (gene klhdc3). Gene Ontology annotation, molecular function: chromatin binding; protein binding. The transcript is spliced from 12 exons. Lineage: Eukaryota; Metazoa; Chordata; Actinopteri; Gadiformes; Gadidae. Gene Ontology annotation, cellular component: cytoplasm. Bases 329 to 1477 code for a protein of 382 amino acids. The record is from RefSeq and is a predicted model, not a curated record.
CGUUCCCGCCGCUACGUCACCAGGGCCAGGCGAAGACUGGCGGCGCGGCAUCGCUCCUGAUUUAGCUAACACUGGCUUCAAACCACCGCGACGCCGACUGUAUCGUAUGAGUCAGACAGGCAGGUAUGGGAGAGAGAGAGAGGGGAGGACAUGCAGCAAAGGACUACGUGCAGGAAUCGAACCCGGGUUGCUGCGAUCAGGACUGAGCCUUAAUUGGAACGCGUUCUAUCCGGGUCUUGACCGUGAAUGUGUCUCCAUGGAGCCCGGGAAGGCCAGACGGUGAUGGUCUAAGGGAGUGUCUCGGGCACAAAGGUGCUUGCUCCUGGGGAUGUUGCGCUGGACGGUGCACCUGGAAGGAGGGCCGCGGAGAGUCAACCAUGCCGCCGUGGCGGUCGGCCACAAGGUGUACUCCUUCGGGGGCUACUGCUCCGGAGAAGACUACGAGACGCUCAGGCAGAUCGACGUACACGUGUUCAACUCCGUGUCUCUGCGCUGGAUGAAGCUGCCCCCAGUGAGGACUGCAGGGAGAGAGCACACGCGUGAAGGACCCUACAUGCGCUACGGUCACACAGCUGUGCUGCUGGAAGACACCAUCUACAUCUGGGGGGGGCGGAACGACACGGAGGGCGCCUGCAAUGUGCUCUAUGCGUUCGACGUCAACACCCACAGAUGGUUCACACCCAAGAUCUCGGGGACCAUUCCUGGGGCCAGGGACGGCCACUCUGCCUGCAUCCUGGGGAAGGCCAUGUAUAUAUUUGGAGGAUACGAGCAGCUGGCGGACUGCUUCUCCAAUGACAUCCACAAGCUGGACACCACCUCCAUGGUUUGGAGCUUAAUCAACGCCAGAGGUGCUCCAGCACGCUGGAGAGACUUCCACUCGGCCACCAUCAUCGGAACAAAGAUGUUUGUAUUUGGGGGGCGAGCAGACCGCUUUGGCCCCUUCCACUCCAACAACGAGAUCUACUGCAACAAGAUCAAAGUGUUUGACACCGAGACCAACUGCUGGCUGAGCAGCCCCUCUGCCCAGCCGCUGCCUGAAGGACGCAGGAGUCAUUCAGCGUUUUCCUACAACGGUGAGCUGUUCAUAUUCGGGGGCUACAACGCGCGUCUGGACCGGCACUUCAGCGACCUCUGGAAGUUCAACCCAGAGGGCUCCUCCUGGAAGAAGGUGGAGCCCAGGGGGAAAGGCCCGUGUCCGCGCAGGAGACAGUGCUGCUGCAUGGUGGGAGAUCGCAUCGUGCUCUUCGGUGGAACCAGCCCCUGUCCGGAGCAAGGGAUGGGUGAUGAAUUUAACCUCAUGGAUCACUCAGACCUGUACAUCCUGGACUUCAGCCCUAAUCUGAAGACAUUAUGCAAGAUGGCAGUAAUUCACUACAGUCUGGAGCAGUCGGGGCUCCCACAUGACAUCAGAUGGGAGCUGGCUGCCAUGACAACCAACAGCAACAUCAGCAGGCCAAUCUUCUCCUCUCAUGGCUGAGAGCAGCCAUCACGGAGCAGACCCCAGACUGCCUUCUGCCCUCCGGGACCCGGGGACACCUUAACAAUCCACC